ACAUGUUCUAGCUUGUAGAUUUAUAUGCUACAUUUUCAAUUUGGAAUCAACUGUGAAACUCGAGUUCCAAUCUGUACUUUUGUGGUCUUAAUAAUAUUCGCUAAAAAAAAAUGACGCCGUACGCAAUAUUUAUUCAUAUUUCUCUCACCUUUUUUAUAACAGUGAAUGGGCAGAUAACAUGUCCAGUUUGUACAGACCCAUAUAACCCAGACUCCUGUACAGGGACCCAACAGUGCCACAGUCAUGACGUUUGUGAACUACACGUCCAUCUGUCAGACCGCAACCGGGUCAACUACAUCUGUCACAAUUCACAUGCUUGCGUAAACCAACAGACACACGCCUGCAACCCCUAUACCCACGACACCUGCACGUUCUGUUGUAACAGUCUCCAAUCUUGCGCUACAGAGAGACAGGAUUUAUUCACAACUCGCUUCACAGCCGCCAUGAGUACACUACAGCCAACAUCAUUUGUACCCACUACGGCUCCAACCAUUAAUGCCACCACUGCAAGUAUGUGUAUUCGGUGCGACAGCAACCCGUGUAACGAGAAUCUGAUCCCCAGCCUACAGCCUAUCCAGUGUCCAUCCACUCAACCCUACUGCUACACUGAUGUAGUCCAGGACGCUGCAGGCCGCUCUGUAUAUAAAGGGUGUGCUAAUGAAAGCUUCUGCCGCACCAAAUACUGGGACUACUCUGCAGUGUCCGUGGCGUGCAGCAGAUACCCCUACAGCUCAUCCGCGUACCUGGAGUGCACCUUCUGCUGCCUGGGUGAAGGUUGCAAUAGAGCAGAUAGGCCCCCUCAGUACACGUUGGUGAACUUUUAAACAAAAAAUAAAACUUGUCAUCUAUUGGCUACUUGUUAGCCAAUGGAAUUGCGCAGUUUCUACAUGAUACCUCUACCAGUGUUGUCCUUAGCUACCAGUAAUACCUCGUCAAAUGUCUGACUACCAUGUCAUACCUCAUAACUGUUGAUUAGUCGAAGUUGUUGUUUUUUUUUAAGUGUAAAUGUUAUUUUAUUCUAUAUAAUUGUAACGUUUUUAUAUUAAAAAAAAAAAAAAAAAGAA
Messenger RNA from Biomphalaria glabrata, 1064 nucleotides. RefSeq lists its product as uncharacterized. The record is from RefSeq and is a predicted model, not a curated record. NCBI's taxonomy places the organism in Eukaryota, Metazoa, Mollusca, Gastropoda, Planorbidae. Bases 111 to 824 code for a protein of 237 amino acids. The transcript has 7 exons.